Molecule: messenger RNA, 1182 nt
Organism: Lachancea nothofagi CBS 11611
Lineage: Eukaryota; Fungi; Ascomycota; Saccharomycetes; Saccharomycetales; Saccharomycetaceae
Source: the annotation of a GenBank genome assembly
AUGACGGAUGCUUCUACUAUUAUUGUCAUUGGCGUAAUAGUAGGCAUACUGUCGUCGGCCACACAAUCCCUCGGGCUGACUUUGCAGCGAAAAGCCAGCGUGACACAUUUGGCACACGAGGACUGUACUAAUAAAUCGCUGUAUCGAAGUUCUACGUGGCAGUUGGGACUAGCACUCUUCUUAUUGUCGAAUAUCGUUGGAAGCACUGUUCAAAUUGCAACGCUGCCACUGAUAGUGUUGGCUCCCCUACAAAGCUGUGGGCUUUUAUUUAAUUCGUUGGCUGCACAUUAUUUACUCAAAGAGCGCUCCUCGUGGCGCACUCCGUUGGCUACACUUUCAAUUGUGCUGGGCGGCAUGGUUAUAGGUGUCGUGGGUGUCACCUCUUCCAAUUCUCACUCAAUAACCCACUCACUACCAGAACUGUGGAAAUUGGCACAUGAGCCGCUCUUCUUGCGCUGGUUCACGUCCACCAACAUUCUAGUUGUGCUACUGCUAGUAUGCACCUGGUAUAACAGGCGCAGCUUACCCACAGUGCUGAAAGGGAUCAUCUACGGCUGUUGCAGCGGGACCUGGUCAGCACAUUCACUUCUCAUGGCUAAAUCAGUAUCUGAUAUUGUUACGCAUGCACUCAUACACACUACGGGGGACCUGAAAAACCUCAAAUUCUGGAUUUUAGUUUCCAUUUUCGUUUCUCUGUCUCUCACACAGCUCUUUCUGCUUAAUACUGGCCUGCGACACUUGUCCACCUCUAUCCUAUAUCCGUUGGUAUUCUGCAUUUAUAAUCUGGUCAACAUCUUCAAUGGAAUUGUGUUUUUUCAUGACGAGAACGCGCCCUUGUCGCGUAUACUAAUUGUUAUCCUUCCAGGAGCAAUGAGUUUAAUCGCCGGCGUCGUGCUUCUCUCUUGGGACCAAUACAUCGUGGCGCAGCACGAAGAAUCCGCAAGCCUGCAAGACUCACCGCACCGAACAAGCAUGCUAUCUUACACAAGCUUACGGCCUAAGAGUGUAGACCUCUCGGCCUUGCAAGCCUCGAACGCGUCUACUGAAGAAUCUAACCCAUUUUACGUUUCUUUGCCACAAGCCUCCAAGAGGGACAAAUACAGUUCAAUAACGUCUUCCCAACGUAGCGGCAGAAGAAUCCUUUCUUAUGAACAGGAAGGGAUUCUCACGCAAAUGGUAUGA